UUGUUUUUUUUUUUGGUGAAUGCUUCGAAACCAGUGACUAAAAACAUGUUAAAGAGUUUCCAAACCUAAAAACCUAUAGAUUCCAAUUCCGUUGCGUUCCAUCUUUUUUAUUUUGAAUUUCUUCUCCCAAAAAAAGAAAAGAAAAAAAGUUCGAGAAUUUAUAGAUGUAGAAAAUUCACUAAAAAAAAUAAAUAAAAAUUCAGAAACUGCAAAUGGCGAAAUCCACAGAGAAUUCGAAACCCAAUUUGCAUACCUCCUCCUCCUCCUCCUCCUCCUCCGCCAAAGUCCACCCUUCCAACGACCCCGAGAUUGAUCCCUCUUCCUAUUCCCUCGAGAAAUUCAAGCUCUACGAGACCAGAGCGAGGUUCUACCUGAUUGGGAGUGAUCGGAACAAGAAAUGGUUCCGGGUUUUGAAGAUCGAUCGCUCGGAGCCGUCCGAUCUCAAUCUCAGCGAAGACCCUGUUGUGUACUCGCCUCAGGAGAUAAAGAACCUGCUUCAACGUAUCUUGGAGGGAAAUCGUUCCACCGGAGGCUUAAACUUCGUCGCCAAGGUCCAUGGCAUUGCGGGUUGCAUUAAGUUUCUUGAAUCGUAUUAUUUGAUUCUGGUUACCAAACGCCGGCAAAUUGGAAGCCUAUGUGGUCAUGCAGUUUAUGCUAUAGAUGAGACCCAGUUGAUUCCCAUCCCUCAUGUCUCCAUUCAAAGUGAUGUUGCCCAUUCUAAGACUGAGCUACGGUACAAGAAGCUCCUAUCGAGUGUUGAUUUGACUAAAGAUUUUUUCUAUAGUUACACAUAUCCAAUAAUGCAAAGUUUGCAAAAGAAUGUGUUGUCAAUGGGUAAAGAAAGGAUGCCGUAUGAUAAUAUAUUUGUAUGGAAUGCAUAUCUAACGCAAGCAAUUCGAUCAAGAUGCAAUAACACUAUUUGGACUAUAGCAUUAGUGCACGGACAUUUUAAGCAGACUAGAUUAUCAAUAUAUGGGAGGGACUUCAGUGUUUCUCUGGUGUCUAGACGCUCUCGGCAUUUUGCAGGGACACGGGAAGGACCAAAGGAAGACGAGCAACAGACCAGUUACUUGAAAAGGGGGGUCAAUGAUCGAGGCAGGGUUGCAAAUGAUGUGGAGACGGAGCAGAUUGUCCUUGAUGAAGAAGCUGGGUCAUGCAAAGGAAAGAUGAGUUCCAUCGUGCAGAUGCGUGGUUCAAUUCCCCUCUUCUGGUCUCAAGAAGCUUCGCGAUUUAGUCCAAAACCUGAUAUUAUCUUACAGAGAUAUGAUCCUACAUAUCAGGCAACCAAAUUGCAUUUUGAAGACCUUGCGAAUAGAUAUGGAAAUCCAAUUAUUGUGCUCAAUUUGAUCAAGACUGUUGAAAAAAGGCCUCGAGAAAUGAUGCUAAGGCGUGAGUUUGCAAACGCAGUUGGAUAUCUGAAUCAAAUUCUUUCAGAAGAAAAUCAUCUUAAAUUUAUUCAUUGGGACUUCCACAAGUUCGCAAAAAGCAAGUCUGCCAACGUUUUAGCAGUUUUGGGUGGUGUGGCAACUCAAGCACUUGAUUUGACUGGUUUUUACUACAGUGGUAAACCUAACAUUGUUAAACGAAGAGCCAAUCAAUUAAGUCGAACAAGCACUGGGAGGGAUCCUUCAUUAAGAGAUCUGACAGCUAAUUCUGGGGAGGUUGCAAGAUUUGGGAGUGCCAAUGAAACCCUAAAUUCAGCAGUCAAUAGAGAGAGACUGACUGAUGUUAACAGAAAUGAUAAUUUUAGUGGUGAAGCACCACGAUAUCAGAGUGGGGUUCUGCGAACUAACUGCAUUGAUUGCUUGGAUCGUACAAAUGUUGCCCAGUAUGCUUAUGGCCUUGCAGCUUUAGGCCGCCAACUCCAUGCAAUGGGUUUAACAGAUGUGCCCAAGGUGGAUCCUGAUAGUAGCAUUGCUGCUGCUCUUAUGGAUAUGUACCAAAGCAUGGGGGAUGCUCUUGCACAGCAAUAUGGUGGCUCUGCAGCUCAUAACACUGUAUUUCCUGAGAGGCAGGGAAGAUGGAAAGCCACUGCCCAGUCUAGAGAAUUUAUAAAGUCUAUUAAGCGAUACUACAGUAAUACUUACACAGAUGGUGAAAAGCAAGAUGCUAUAAAUUUAUUUUUGGGUUACUUCCGACCACAGGAAGGGAAACCUGCCCUAUGGGAGCUUGAUUCUGAUUACUAUCUUCAUGUAUCUGGGAUUGGAGAAGACCUUUUUCUUGAAAAGUGUUCAAAUGAUAAUGCUACGCAUGAAGGGUGGGCUGGAAUCACUCUUGCCCCUAUUCCAGCUUGCAGAGAAGACUUCUUUCGAAUGAAGUUAACAUCAUUUGAUAAAUUGAUUGAGAGAACAUGUAGUUCAAUAAAGAAUGUAAGGCUUUGCAGUGAACCUGAUCAAAGACCAGCUUUUGGUACAGGAAGUACUGGUGUGGCACCUGAUGCAGCUGAAAUACAGCUCAGAAGUCCAAAUUGGCUAUUUGGUCAGAGAAAGUAUGAAGAAAGUGGUUCUGCACCGAAAGCUGCUACAGGGGAAAUCACAAAUGGAGUAUCUGGGGAUGAGACAGGAGUUGAUUGUUUAUGUAACUUGGAUUGGCUUCCAUCUGGUGGUGAAGAAAAUGAAGAGGAUGUCUUCCACAGGUACCUUGCAAUGACAUCUGUAGAUGAAGCUAAUGGUUGGUAUGGUGGAACACUACUUGGUGAUCAAGAUGAAAGCAGUGAGAUUUAUAAGCACUAUGCUGAGUUAUGCCAGGGACCUGCCAUGGAGCCUUUCCAAAAUGAUACGGAAAAAGAGAAGCACUAUGCUGAGGUUCUUCAGAUGGGCACAAUUGAUAUUGUAGAUGAUCCUGUUGUUGAAGAAGAAAUGGAAGCAGCUCUCCAGGAGUACAAUCAAAUUGGUUCUGAUCUGGGGAUUAUCCCUACAUCUUGCAAAUCUCUUGCAGAAGAUCCAAGUUGGUUGACGAGGUGGAUCAUUGGGGAGGAGAAGGUGCAAAGGGUUUGAGAAAAGAAGCAAAGCUGUUUUCCUUUGUUUAUAUUACCAAUGUUUCUCUAACAUCCGACUUAUUCUUUAAGUGAACAUUCCCAUCCAACCACAACCGAAAAAAGAAAAAAGAAAAAAAAAAAAGGGAAGUAGUAGAGGCAAGUUUUAUUGUGCUAACCAUUUUGAUUUUGAGUUUUAGCGGUGGCAUGUAACACCGCUUCCUGCUGUAUUUUGUACAUAUUACUAGUAUACAUGUACAAGUCCUAUGCUUCAGACUCCUUGUGUCUGUGUCGUGUGAUUAUUCCAGGAUUCCUUGAAUGUUUUAUGUUUUCUCGGGUAAAUAGAAUUUCUUGAAUGCUUUUUUU
Messenger RNA from Ziziphus jujuba (common jujube), 3340 nucleotides. RefSeq names its product phosphatidylinositol-3-phosphatase SAC1. The record is from RefSeq and is a predicted model, not a curated record. The transcript is spliced from 17 exons. NCBI's taxonomy places the organism in Eukaryota, Viridiplantae, Streptophyta, Magnoliopsida, Rosales, Rhamnaceae. The coding region runs from base 213 to 2996 and encodes 927 amino acids. Gene Ontology annotation, biological process: phosphatidylinositol dephosphorylation. Gene Ontology annotation, molecular function: phosphatidylinositol-3,5-bisphosphate 5-phosphatase activity. Gene Ontology annotation, cellular component: intracellular membrane-bounded organelle.